GGUAAGACUGCCAGACCGGAGGUUCUCAAGAAGAAUUUCCCGAUUUGGGUAGUAAUACGUCACCUUAGCGGGAGCGAGCCACUUUUUUUUUACACGCAUUAGCUGCAUCCUGCACACUUCUACCUUCAACCUUCAACCUCGACGCGACAGUCAACCGAACAGGAGACACGACAACCAACCUUCUGUAGCAGCAACGCAGCAAACGAUCUACCGACCACUGCUACGCCGAGAAAAAGACCUCUCUCUGAAGGACUCUUCAAAGUUACAAAUCACCAUUCUUACAUGACAGCAAGGGCAACGGAAUUGAUUCUAUGACAGGCCGUCCUCAGAGAUCUGCACCACAGUCGACGCUACAGGAACACACCUUUCCCAGGAUGGCAGCUGCACCUGCAGGCCAGUCGCAAACAGACCCAUCUAGGAGAGGCUUCAAGAACUUGCACAGUGACACACAGAGCAGUACAAAGCCCCAAGGCAGCUCUGGAAUGCGGGCGCGCUCUGACUCGAUGCCGGUUAAGAACAGGGAUAUGUCUGGAGUGUUCGCAGAUGACCUUCUGCGAAAGAUCAGCUCAAAGAUUACCAAGGACUCUACAGGUAGAGGCCAUGAUACCCAACACGACGAGAACAGUCAUCUCCGGGCACCCCUGAAUUCCAGGAUGGCGUCAAGAUCACGCCUGGAUGCUGACAAAUUUUCGAAGCAAGGGGGGCCUCAAAAAGCAGGGACACUGAGUCUUCAAAUGCAGGAGAGCGCCAUCAUCGAAGACCUGCUGUUUACAAUGAUGGGUAUCGAGGGAAAAUAUAUCACUAUGGUGCACCCAUCCAUAAGUGCCAAGGAUCAGGAUAUGGAUUAUGUUCAUUUGGAGUUCAAGUCCGAUGAAAGCCUUGACCCCUCAUUGCGGGACCUUGUAUCAAGGAUAUUACCACUCGCCUCUAUAUAUCUGUCACUAGAAGCAUUUGUUGAGCUGCGUUCACGGUUUGAGUACGGAUUCGUGAGUCAUGCGCUCUGCGCUGCAAUUAGGAAUCUUUUAAAGGAAUACCUGAUCUUGAUAGCCCAGCUGGAAACUCAAUUCCGCUCUUCACCUGAUUUUACCCUCCAAAAGCUGUGGUACUACAUUCAGCCAACAAUGCAGACACUGAGCUCUCUGGAUGUCCUCGUCGGCGUAAUACGGGAAGCAGGCAGGAAGGAGCCCCCCGCCGAUGAUAUAGAGGCGUUAUUAAACCCGAAGGAAGGAAUUCCUCUGGAGAGCAAAGGAGGCAGCAUUCUCGCUAUUAUUGCUGCUGGCAUGUUCAACAUGAGUGGGGAUCCAGUGACGAAAAAGCUGUACGGAUUUCUACUCAACAAGGCUUCUGUACCUUACAUUGCUAUGCUGGAAUCAUGGAUCCAUAAGGGCGAGAUCCGGGACCCAUACGAAGAAUUCAUGAUUGUAGAGAGUCGCAGGGUGAAAAAGGAGGGUCUUAAGCAAGACUUUAAUGAUGCCGACGCAUACUGGGAACAGCGGUACACGAUUAGGGGAAACUACGUACCCUCGUUCCUGGUCCCUCACAAAACAAAGAUCUUGCUCGCAGGGAAAUAUUUGAACGUGAUCAGGGAGUGCGGCAUCCACCUCUCCAGUUCCAAUGCUGAGCAAUCGAACCCUGCUACGAGUCAGGCCUUUGGAUCCUCGAACAACACAGAACGCAACGAUGUUUUGGCGGCGUUGAGCGGCGGCAGACUGGUGGACACGAUUGAUGAAGCAUAUCAAUACGCAAAUAGGAAACUACUGGAUCUACUGUUGGAGGACAAGCAGCUGCUCGGGCGACUUCGGUCAAUGAAGAGAUAUUUCUUCUUGGACCAGUCGGAUUACUUUACUCAUUUUUUGGACCUUGCCUCGGUCGAGUUAAAGCGGCCAUGGAGGGAAGUGUCAUUAACGAAAUUGCAGUCACUUUUGGAUUUGGUCCUCCGCAACCCAUCAUCUGUCACCGUUAACGACACCUUUAAGGAGGACCUCAAGGUCGAUAUGACUCAUCUCAGUCUGGUGGACCAGCUGCUUCGGAUCAUCAGCAUCAAAGGCCAGGCACAGGGUCAGACGCUAGGUCUGGGUGACCGUGUAGAGUCGAAGGCAUUCAAGGCACGAACACGCAGCCGCGCAAACAGUGGCGAAGGUCAUCAGCAACAUGUCUCCAAUGGCUCUUGGCAGGAUGAGGCGAUUGGUGGGACAUCGAUGGAGGGUGUCACUUCCGCUCUUGUGGAGCCCCCUACUCAAACCAAGGGAUCUCUCGCAGGAAUUGAUGCAUUCACUUUGGACUACUCGGUCAAGUUCCCAUUAUCACUUGUGAUAUCUCGCAAAGCCCUGACAAAGUACCAGCUUCUCUUCCGUCAUCUCUUGUACCUCAAGCACGGCGAACAAGUCCUUUGCAAUACCUGGACAGAGCACGCAAAGUCGAGUGUCUGGAAGAAUGCGUCGCCCGCGCUGAAGCAGUGGCGUGGACGAGUGUAUGGUCUACGCGCAAGCAUGUUGACAUUCGUGCAGCAGUUUGCGUACUAUGUCUGCUCUGAGGUGCUGGAACCCAACUGGAGAGAUUUGGCAUCCAAGCUGGCGAAGGUUUCUACUGUGGACCAGGUGCUACAAAUUCACUCUGAUUUCUUGGAUACAUGUUUGAACCAGUGCAUGUUGACGAACUCCAAGUUACUGAGGAUCUAUUCAAAGCUCAUGUCGACGUGUAUCAAGUUCACGAACUAUACUGACCGGUUCACGCGUGCACUGAUGGCGAUGGAGACGCAGCUGGAUGUCGAGACAGCGGCAAUGGCACCGUUAAGCCAGGUCCAACAGAUUGAAAAGGCUAUGCGGCGGCUGAACGAAUUUGAGGACGGGUUUAUCUACCAUCUGAAGCUUCUGAUCGACGCGCUGAACUUUUAUAGCGCGACUGAGACGGUGCAGUUUUUGUGCCUGGUUGUACGGUUGGAUUAUAACCAGUUCUAUGCGAACCAGCAGAGUAG
Molecule: messenger RNA, 2974 nt
Organism: Gamsiella multidivaricata
Lineage: Eukaryota; Fungi; Mortierellomycota; Mortierellomycetes; Mortierellales; Mortierellaceae
Product: Spc98 family-domain-containing protein
Exons: 11
Biological process (GO): meiotic cell cycle; cytoplasmic microtubule organization; mitotic cell cycle
Cellular component (GO): centrosome; gamma-tubulin small complex; spindle pole
Molecular function (GO): microtubule minus-end binding; gamma-tubulin binding
Source: RefSeq, a predicted model, not a curated record